Messenger RNA from Xiphophorus hellerii (green swordtail), 1846 nucleotides. RefSeq names its product radial spoke head component 9 (gene rsph9). The record is from RefSeq and is a predicted model, not a curated record. Lineage: Eukaryota; Metazoa; Chordata; Actinopteri; Cyprinodontiformes; Poeciliidae. The coding region runs from base 1000 to 1827 and encodes 275 amino acids. Gene Ontology annotation, biological process: axoneme assembly; motile cilium assembly; cilium movement involved in cell motility. The transcript has 5 exons. Gene Ontology annotation, cellular component: radial spoke; axoneme.
GAUGUGAUGAACAUGAGGACCUGUUCAGGGUAUUCCCCACCUCAAGGAUAAACGGGUAUAAAUAAAUGGAUGGAUCACAUAACUAUAACAUGGAAGUUAAAUAUCCAACUAAGCAUGGUUGUGUUGAUCAUCUGAAUGUUCAAAGAGUGUGGCACAAUUGCUAACACACCAGGAUGUGGCAAUCCACCUACCUGACCCAGGUAACACAUGGAAGACAGUGAGGAGCUGUAGAGAGUCAUGGCUCAGAGGCGACUGUGUCCCAGCUAACUCCACAAACCUACAGUGAGGAAGAGUACAGCCUUUAAACAUGUUGAAGGUACUCUUGUCAGAUGAGAGAACUGUUCGGCCUGCAAGCAUAACUAUAUGGUAGAAAUGUGGCCUAAGCGGAUGCAGCUGAACUGAAAUCAGAGUAAAUGUGAUCAAUUCCAUAUUUGCUCCCUUGCCAAAAGAGUAAAAGUGUCUGAAGUCACGUUCCAGUGAGCUAAGUGUCCUGGGAAAGGAUUAGCCUGAGUUAUAUUUUACUCCAACGCAGUCACCGGAUCUUCCCUCCUGGACUAAGUGCGCUCAGUCAUGUUGUUGUCAUGCACUCUCACCGUCUGAAAAGGACCAUCCGGUGGGCAUGACGUCAUACGCUGAGCGUGCUGUGAUCUUUAAAGCAUUUUUCAAUCCCACCACAGCCCCAGGAUAAGAUCGCGUUUUUUCUUUUUUCGUUACACAAUGUAUCUAAUGCACGUAGCAGAGCAAACUUAAAUACUUCAAUUGGAAAUUAAGUGAACUAAUACGCACACACACACACAAAAAAAAAACGAUUAACAAAAGCAGUUCAGUAGGUCGCUAUAGCAACGAGGUUUUGUUGUCAAUGACAACCAAAGUAACGUUCGAACCUGACGGUUUCAGUUUUGGCUCGACCGUGAGUUAGCUUGGUUCAUUUAGUUCAGUAGUUAAACAACUUUUAGACAAAUAAAACGUAGACGUGUCGUGGUGUGAAGUAGUGAAACAAUGGACUCAAAUUUGCUGUCGUAUUCUCUGGACUUCAUUUCCAGCAGCGGACGUAUUUUAAAUAUUGAGCAGAGAACCGCACUUCAGACGUCCAUGUUGAUCCUGAAGAAAAACUACAAUUUCCAACGGGUCAUGUUCUGGGGGAAAAUACUGGGCAUAAAGCAGGACUACUUCAUUGCUCAAGGGAGAGGUGAAGAUGAAAUAAAAAAUAGAACAUAUCUAUAUAGCUUCAACUGCAUGGACUGGCUCCUUCUUCCGGCUGUCACUGAGAGCAUGAUUGAAGAAGUGACCAAAACUGCUAAGGGUCAUUUCAUAGGAGACCCCUCUUUCGUGUAUGAACAAAAUCUGUACUUUCAGAUCGAAACAGAGGAAGAAGCAGAGUCUAACGUGGACAAAGUAAGUGAAGAGAACAGACUGUCAGUGACUAUUCAACAGAUCGAUGAAGACGUGUCUGUGGUGCCCCGAGGUGCCUUCAUCAGGACUCCACUUGGCCCUGUCCAUGUCAACCGCAGUUUUGCGGGUCUUUCUGAAUCAGAAGCAAGGCAGCUUGACAAUUUUCUACACUUCCGUGAACCGAAGAGAGCAAACAUUUUAUAUCUCGAAAGGAUGGGGGACUGGUGUCCAGCCAUCGACUUCCUGGAUGUCCUUAGUGACGACAUUCCUAAAGGAUCGUGGAGUCUUCAGUUUGAGUGUGCCAGCAGAGUGUGUUUGCUGCGCAGCCUCCUGUGGUUUGGACUCACUUUCUACCAUGUGCCAAAUACGCCACAACAUGGAUACAUCUACAUCGGCAACGGGCUGAAAAACCAGGACCUUCCUUUCAUGUUGUAAUAUAAACAUGCUGUUCUUU